Mandrillus leucophaeus (drill) is the source of this 560-nucleotide messenger RNA. It is a transcript of the gene RIIAD1, whose product is annotated as regulatory subunit of type II PKA R-subunit (RIIa) domain containing 1. Lineage: Eukaryota; Metazoa; Chordata; Mammalia; Primates; Cercopithecidae. The transcript is spliced from 6 exons. Bases 77 to 385 code for a protein of 102 amino acids. The record is from RefSeq and is a predicted model, not a curated record.
CAUGCAUCUGUAGCAAGAAAGAUGGAUGCUAGAGAGAGAGAGAGGGACUUCCUGGUGAUGAGAGCAGGUGGAAAAUAUGCUCAGUGUCAGGAGGGUGAGUGAAGACAUCUGCAGCAGAAUUUAUGAGAGCGCACAAAGAAUUGAUUCUAUAACCUUCCUGCCCUCAAGUGACUUCCACCUCAAGUGGAAAAUUCAGACUCGGAUUGCUAACGAAAAGUACCUAAGGGCCCACAAAGAAGUAGAGUGGCUCAUAAGUGGUUUCUUCAGAGAAAUAUUUUUGAAAAGACCAGACAACAUCCUAGAAUUUGCUGCAGACUACUUCACGGAUCCAAGACUUCCCAGCAAAAUUCACAUGCAGCUAAUUAAAGACAAGAAAGUGGCUUAAUUAGCAAAAUCAUGAUGCUCGGCUGUUGGGAGAGACCAGACAGAAUCCAGCCUCAGGGGUCAUCUGGAGGCAUGAGAGCCCUCCUGCCAUCAGUGUGGGUUUCCAAGCUGCCUUGGGCUCUGUCUACUGUCGCAAAAGCUUUCAAAGAUAUUCAUUAAACACAGACCUUCCUGCU